Molecule: messenger RNA, 1974 nt
Organism: Exophiala bonariae
Lineage: Eukaryota; Fungi; Ascomycota; Eurotiomycetes; Chaetothyriales; Herpotrichiellaceae
Exons: 3
Coding region: 1-1974 (657 amino acids)
Biological process (GO): nuclear DNA replication; protein dephosphorylation
Molecular function (GO): protein tyrosine/serine/threonine phosphatase activity
Source: RefSeq, a predicted model, not a curated record
AUGGCUACCGUCGUUGUCCAACAACCACCCCUCCUUCGGCACUCCAGCACUCCGCCACCCCUGGGAGCGACCUUGACUCUGAAUAGACCUUCAACACCUGUACCUAACAAGCACUUACCAUAUUGCCCUCCUGGUCCUGUACCUUCACAAUCCCAGAUCACUCCUCCAAACUCGCCCCCUCUUCGAACCGUUGCCCCCAGACCUACAUCACUACUCCAUCCACCAACGGCAUACCACAAAUUAUGCAACUCUCCACCCAUCUAUGCUUUGAAUGGUGAGGAAUUGGCCGAAGCUCUUCACCACCAUUCUUCACAGCCACUACCCAGCCCAACCUCGGUGUUCCCCUGGCUCCAUGGCCUCCAUCCCGAGAAUCAUAUUCAACUAGCUUUUUUCGUCGCUAGGAAAAAGUCGUUGCGAAGAAUUCCAAAGUGCCUAAGAGGUAUUACAAUAAUUAAAGCCGGUGGGGAUUUGAGUCGUUCCAAAAUCAACGGUGCCAUCGCUCCUGAUGAGAUUCUCAAUCUUUCUGAAGGUAAUGGUCGAGGUUUUGUCGAAUGUGACCCCCGAGAAGGAUUCUCCGUUCGCAAUUUCCAUAUCCAAGCUGCAAAGUUGGCGUUGGUCUCGGAUAUAGUCAUCUAUGGUGAUGAAGAUACCGAUCAUCGUAUUCUCAAGUCUGUGGCUGAACGAACAGCUGCCGUUCAAAAGCGAUGGCGAAAAGAAUUGGAGAACAGUGGUCAAUGUCCUGAGACAUUCCAUACUUUUGUCCUCACCGAGCACUUCCAAGACUUCGAACAAAAACAUCCUGACUUGGUGUCCAUCGAUUCGCAAGGAAGAUAUGCUGACCAUACUCUGGACUUCCUCCAACAAGAAAGAAGAGAGAUGUGUGCCAUGUCAAAAGCAUCGGAGAUUUCUCGAGGUGUGUUUCAAGGCCCAUCACCAGGACCACAUACCUUACCGCCAUCCACCCUUGACGAUCCCACCUUUGACCUGUACGUCGAAGCCAGUGAUCAUGCUACGCUCCCGGACGACAGACUAUUGGCUGCCAAACGUAGACUGUUGGAAACUCGAGAAGAUGAUGAUCCAGUACAUGUGUCUUUUCCCAGUUCUGGAAGCAUACUUCCUCCUUCAUGGUCGCAUGCCGAGGCUGACGGUAUAUUGCGCAUGUGCAAAUGGCUUUAUGAAUUGACCCAUAAUGUGAAGCCAGUCGGCGGUACAAGAGAUCAAGAUGGUGACAUCCAAAUGACUGAAAUGGCAUCACCGGCCAGGAAAAUUCUACUACACUGUGCCGACGGUUACACCGAAACAUCCAUGCUUGCCGUCGCAUAUUUCAUGUAUGCCGAAGGAGUGCCCUUGCAUGAAGCAUGGAUUCGAUUGCAUUGCGAGAAGAAGAGAAACUUUUUCGCCUAUCCUUCCGAUGUCGCUUUGUUGAGUGCCAUUCAGGAUCGUAUCUUAAAGGAGAGUCCUAAGGCCUGUGAACGAUCGGCAGUAAUACCUGAAGCGCCAGCCUGGUUGGCAAAAUUGGAUGGCAGUCUUCCAAGCAGGAUCCUACCAUACAUGUACCUCGGUAACCUGACUCAUGCUAAUAAUCCCGAGAUGCUUCGACUACUCGGCAUACGGCGCAUCCUUAGUGUGGGUGAACCGGUGUCUUGGAACGAAGCUGAGGUCAAAUCCUGGGGUCGAGACAACUUGUUGAUGAUUGACCGAGUUCAGGACAAUGGAAUUGACGAGUUGACAACUGAAAUGGAACGAUGUCUCGAAUUUAUCGGCAAGGGGAAGUCAGAUGGCACAGCCACCUGUUUCGUUCGCGCUCGUCGUUUGAACGUUAUAAUCCAACCUCAUCUCAGAUUUGUCUACGAGUUGAUGAAAUGGGAUGAGCGUCAGCAGAUCAAGAGAAAAGAGCCACUCAACCGAGAAUUGGAGUGGCCUACUGUGUCACGAGAGAUUGCGGCUAUGAAUCGACCAUAUGCUCGGACUUAA